AGAUACGGACCUGAAUAGGGAUUGGAAACUUAGCCAAUUAGCACCAAAUGUCUCACCUCAGUCCUUGUCUACCGCGCUCGAGCGGGAAAGAAAGCAGCCAGGUUAUCAAUGGGCGUGUAGAUGAAAGGCGGGGCCAAUUUAAGAUGGCUGAAGGCCAUGUUUCUGACGAUUUACAGAUGUUCAUAAGUGUAGUAGCAAAUGUAACUAAAGAUGAAGACUUUGAUUUACCAAGUGAAAGGUCCCAGAGAGCUCGUUUACUGGCUGAAAAGUUGCUGACAUUUGCUGAUAAGAAUGAGGCACCAGUUAAAGUAUUUGCUGAGGGUCUUUUGCUAGAUAUCAGAAAGUGCUGUUCUCAUGAUAAGCCAGUGUCAUGGCACAUUUUCAGAGAACUAAUGUGGGAAAAGUACUACAAACUGUGUUCUAGUGAUGAUUUUGUAAGUUCGUGGAUGAGUUUUUUGGAAUGUAGCAUUGGAAUGACUGGCACUCCAAUUUUCUUUCAAUAUGUUACGAGAGUUCUUCUUGAAAGGGUUGUGAAAAGCCAAUUUCCAUUGGAUCUGACUCAAAAUGUUAGCACAGCAUCAGCAUCCCUGGACCUAGAAGAAAGGAAUGCCCUUCGUUAUUGUGGUGGGUAUCUGUUGCGUUCUUUAAAGAAGAAGGUUGAAAAGUCAGCUCAUCCACUCAAAGAGUUGUUGCUGCUUUGUCUUAGGGACUUAUUUGAAGGUUACAAUCUAAGUGAGACUACUGAGGAUAUUGAUGAAUCAGGAAAAUGGACAAUGGAAAUUAAUCGUGGUGGACUCAUUCUCAUAGAUGAUUCUAUGUAUCUACUCUUGGUGUCUGUUGAACAGCAAUUUAGAAGUCACUUUACUCUAGACUAUGCUGUGUCGUCAAAGGAAAGUAUUAAAGAUCAUGCCUUUCAGAAAAUUAUUCAAAAUGAAGAGGUAUUAUUCCAUUGGGAAAUUGUAUCAAUUAAUUGGGACUUAGAGGAAGCUGAAGAAUUAUUGAAAUUAUUGGUGAAGCAUUACAUCACAGUGCGAGGAUUUUCAUUUGCAAGUGCGUUUGUGGAAAAAUUUAAGCAAUCAGAAAAGAAGUCAACACAGAAGUCUAAAGGUUUACGUAAAACUAUGGACAAAUCUAAAGUUUGAUAAUUAAAAUUAAUAUACAUGUAUGGUACAAUAGUUAUAUUAAUGUUUCUUUUAUUUAUGUAUGUUGUUAAAUCAUAGUUAAAUUAUGUAAAUUAA
Amphimedon queenslandica is the source of this 1238-nucleotide messenger RNA. RefSeq lists its product as uncharacterized. The record is from RefSeq and is a predicted model, not a curated record. NCBI's taxonomy places the organism in Eukaryota, Metazoa, Porifera, Demospongiae, Haplosclerida, Niphatidae. Bases 48 to 1142 code for a protein of 364 amino acids. The transcript is spliced from 3 exons.